Molecule: messenger RNA, 1705 nt
Organism: Megachile rotundata (alfalfa leafcutting bee)
Lineage: Eukaryota; Metazoa; Arthropoda; Insecta; Hymenoptera; Megachilidae
Product: ATPase WRNIP1
Biological process (GO): DNA-templated DNA replication; DNA synthesis involved in DNA repair
Cellular component (GO): nucleus
Molecular function (GO): DNA binding; enzyme activator activity; single-stranded DNA helicase activity
Source: RefSeq, a predicted model, not a curated record
AAAAAGAAAUGUAAAGAUUACAUUUAAAGCGCAUUUGUCUGGUCAAAGUGCAGUUGUAAAUUUAAACUUUAAGAUGAUACUAGAAUCUAAGUAUGUUGUGUCCAGUGUGUAGGAAAGACUAUCCUAUAGAAGAGAUAGGAAGUCACAUUGAUUUAUGCUUUUCACAACUUGAUGAAACUUUAUUAAACACACCACAAACACCAAAGAGGUCUUACCCUAGUGAUGAAAACAAUGAAACAAAUCUUCCAAAGAAACUGAAAGAAAAUCCUGUAACAAAUACACUAAACAUGAAUCCAUCAAACAUAACAUCGAUCCAAGAACAUUUUCCACUUUCUGAAAAAAUGAGACCCAAGUGCCUUGCUGAUUAUAUAGGUCAACAACAUGUUGUUGGUUCUGACACAGUUUUACAACAAUUACUAACAAAAGGACAUAUCUCUAGCAUGAUCUUUUGGGGUCCUCCAGGUUGUGGAAAGUCAACCCUUGCUAAUGUCAUUUCAAACUUAAGUAAAGAAAUACAUGGAAAUAAAAUUCAGGUUGUAAAAUUAUAUGCAACAUCUUCUGGUGUGGGUAGUAUAAGAGAUAUUGUUAACAAAGCAAAAAAUGGAACAAAAUUAAAUCAUCAAACAAUUAUAUUUAUGGAUGAAAUACAUCGUUUUAAUAAGCUUCAACAAGACAUUUUUCUACCACAUGUUGAGGCAGGCACACUUACACUGAUCGGCACAACUACUGAGAAUCCUUCUUACAGUUUAAAUUCUGCUUUGUUAAGCAGAUGUAGAGUAUUUUUUCUCAAUAAAUUAACACCAGACAAUAUUGUUGAAAUUCUUUGUAGAGCAAUUUCAUCUAUUAAUGGUGAAGUAUAUGAUACCCAAAACAAAAAUUUGUCCCAUAACUCUCAGGAUUUAACUUCAACUUGUAAGCCCUAUUUUUCUAUCAGUAAAACUAUAAUUGACUGGUUGGCUGAGGUAUGUGAUGGAGAUGCACGUGUUGCAUUAAAUGGUUUAGAACUAGCAAUUAAAACCAAAGUAUUAGAUAAACCAAAUCCUUCAAAUGUAUCAAUUACUCUUGAUGAUAUUAAAAAUAGUCUUAAGGAAGCACAUAUGCUAUCUGAUAGGCAAACUAAAAAUAGUCAUCACUUAUACUCUGCUUUGCAUAAGUCAAUCAAAGCUGGCAAUGCAAAUGCAGCUCUGUAUUGGCUAGCACGAAUUAUGGCAGUCAAAGAAGAUCCAGUAGAUAUAGCAAGACGAUUAGUAAGAAUAUCAAGUGAAGAUGUUGGUUUAGCAGAUUUGGAUGCUUUAGGAGUUGCUGUCCACACCAUGCAUGGAUGUCAAAUGAUUGGAAUGCCAGAAUCUGAUGUUAUUUUAGCGCAAUGUGUUGUGUACCUGUCUAGAGCCCCAAAGUCCCAAACUAUAUAUAAUGCAUUAGAAUCAGCCAAAAACGUUAUUAUGAAUCAUAAGGGUCCACAACCAAUGGUACCAUUACACAUUAGAUGUAGAUUAGGUCAAGGGAAACUUAAAGCUGCUCUUGGACAUAAUGAGGAACGAUUAUUACGUGCAGAGGAGACUGUUAAAACUUACUUACCACUUGAGUUGCAGCAUGUUAAUUUUUUUCAGAAAAAUUCCUGAGCUCUAGAAGAUUAAUUUCCCUCCUUCAGAUCUGUCCGAGUGUUAUACUUUGAAAUAAAGCAAUUUCACUAACACAAACACUA